AUGAAGCUCUUAGAUUGGAAUUUUCGGGGCCUUGCUCAUAACCCGACAAUUCGUGUUCUACGAGCUUUGAUCAGGCAUCACAGACCUGAUCUUCUUUUUCUGUCUGAGACGAUGGUGCCUUCUUCUCGUUUUCAAGCUUCCUCGUUUGGUUUGGGUUUUUCUUCUUGGUUGGAAGUUCCUCCGGUUGGUGUGCGAGGAGGGAUUUUUCUGACUUGGAAGGCUGGUGUUGAUGUUGAGCAUGUUAGGCUGGAUAAGAGGUGUAUCUCUUGUUUGCUGUUUUCUGCUCCUUCUGUUUGUCCUUGGCUGGUUUCUUGCAUUUACGCGCCAGCUUCUUUUUCUGGUUGUCAUGAUUUUUGGCCUUUUUUGUCGGAUUUGGGAAAUUCCUUUGGAGGUCCGUGGCUUCUUAAAGGGGAUUUCAAUUCUGUUCUUUCUCCUGCUGAGAAGAGUGGAGGAUGUAAUUUUGGGUCCUCUUCUCAAGGUGAAUUUGUGGAUUUUGUUCAGUACAAUGCUUUGGUGGAUUUGGGUUUUUUUGGGAACAAAUUUACUUGGAGCAACCAUCGGUCUGGUAAGGCUAAUAUUCAAGAAAGGCUUGAUAGAGGUUUAGCCAAUCAACAAUGGGUGCAUCUUUUCCCCAAUGCUGUUAUUAAUCAUCUGCCAGCCUCUCAAUCGGAUCACUGCCCCAUUUUGCUCUCUACUGAGGGCUCUUACCAGAAUAUUCCAAAACCUUUUCGUUUUGAGGCUUUUUGGACUCAUGAUAAGUCCAGUUUCUCUGUGGUGGUUGAAGCUUGGAUGGCUGAGGUUGAGGGCUCUCCAGCUUUCUCUUUGAGCAGGAAGGAAAAUAUUGGUGCAUAUUUGGUGGAUCAUUUCAGUAACAUUUUUUCCACCUCUCAUCCCCCUUUGAUUGAUACUUUGCCAGAUUUAGUGAAUGUCGUCAUUUCUGCUGAGGAAAAUGUUAGUAUUUGUACCAUUCCUGAUGAACAUGAGAUUUUUGUUGCUAUUAAGGAGCUUGGGCUUAAUAAAGCCCCUGGCCCGGAUGGGAUGACGGGUCUCUUUUACAAAACUUACUGGCCUAUUGUGAAAGAUAGUGUUGUUGUCUCUGUGCAGUCCUUCUUUAGGGGAGGUUUUCUUCUAAAAGAGUUCAAUCAUACUAACAUUGCUCUUAUUCCUAAAGUUGAUAACCCUUCUCUGAAAAAAGGUAUCGGUAGUUUGAUGGCUUUAAAACUUGAUAUGGAAAAGGCCUUUGAUUCUAUGGAGUGGGACUUUUUGUUAAGGAUUCUCACCUUGCUUGGUUUUCAUCCUGUUUGGGUCCAAUGGAUUAGACAAUGUAUUACUACAUCCUCUUUUUCCAUUCUCCUUGAUGGAGCCCCUUAUGGAAAAUUUACCCCAUCUCGUGGCCUUCGGCAAGAUGAUGUUAUGAUUUUCUCUCGGGCAAAUGUUAGUGAGGCAAGGGCUAUUCUUAACUGCCUUUCUACUUAUUCUAAGUGGUCUGGCCAGUGUAUCAAUGUAUCCAAGUCAGCUGUGUUCUUCAGCAGAAAUUGUCGGCCAGCUAAGAACAAUUCUAUUAAAGGCAUUCUUAAUCUCAAUUUGAUCCCUGCCAGAGCCAAGUAUCUUGGUAUCCCUCUCUUCAUGCACAAGAGAAAGUCUGAUUCCUUUAUUGAGCUAAAGGACAGAAUUUUCUCAAAGAUCACAGGUUGGAAAGCUCGCCUUCUCUCUCAAGCAGCUAGAACUACUCUUGUGAAGUUGGGUUGGAAGUUGACAUCCAAUCAACCUCUUCUUUGGGUUGAUGCUCUUAGGGGAAAGUACCUCAAGAAUGGUGUCUCUUUCUUGGAUGCCCCUCCCAAUCCGUCUUCUUCUUGGCUUUGGAAAGAUUUGCUUAAAAACCGUUUGGUGGCCCAAAAGGGUGCUUAUUUGAUUUUGGAAGAAGAUCGCUCCUGGAAUGCCUCUCUCUUGGCUGAUCUUUUUGAACCUAGUACUGUCCAGAACAUUCUCAGGACCUUUUCGGUAAAAUCUGCUCAUGAUAUUUCGGUUGUUCAUGGUGGCCGUAUCUCUCCUCUAGCUGAGGAUGCCUGGUUUUCCCUUUGGGGUCUUAAACUUCAAGCUAGGCUUAAGCAUUUGUUGUGGAAAAUAGCUUGGGAUAUCUUACCCUCUAGAGCUAACAUUAGUAGAUUUGUUGUUCAAGAGGUAGAGGAGGCUUGGAUUUCCUCUUCUUUGGAGCACCAUCUCUCAGCUUGGAGAGAUUCUACCUCUCCUUCUAUUUGGGUUCCUCCUUCAUUUGGGUGGCUUAAGGGGAAUUUUGAUUUUGAUGUUGCUGUUCGUAGCUCUUUUUCUGUUGCUGCGGGAGUCAUCUCAGAUGCUUCUGGAAACAUGAUCAUGGUAGUUACUCAUAAGUUAUCCUCCACAGAUGCUCUAGCUGGAGAAGCUUUUGCUGCUCUUCUUACUUCUCGUUUGGCUGUCUCUCUGACUAGUGACAAAUUUUGUAUAGAAGGAGAUGCUCUUUUAGUAGUGUUAGCUAUUAAUAAUCCCUCCCUCUUCUCUUCUUGGUCGAUUGCAAAUUGUAUUUCUGACAUUAUUGUUACUUUAUCCUCCUUUCCUAGCUGGAAUGCUUCGAAAGUGUCUAGAUGUGCCAACUUCCGUGCACAUGCUUUAGCUAAGUGGGCCGCUUCCAAUCUUGUUUUUGGAAGCAUGCCCAUAGGGUCUCCCAUUCUCUCUUCCAUCCGGAUCAGAGGUGGAAAAGAUCCUCCCCUGUAG
Molecule: messenger RNA, 2748 nt
Organism: Corylus avellana
Lineage: Eukaryota; Viridiplantae; Streptophyta; Magnoliopsida; Fagales; Betulaceae
Source: RefSeq, a predicted model, not a curated record